This is a messenger RNA of Sabethes cyaneus, 581 nucleotides long. RefSeq lists its product as uncharacterized. NCBI's taxonomy places the organism in Eukaryota, Metazoa, Arthropoda, Insecta, Diptera, Culicidae. The record is from RefSeq and is a predicted model, not a curated record. The transcript has 2 exons. The annotation marks the transcript as partial.
UUUAUCUCCUUCCAGAUCGCUCUUUUCGUAAUCCUCGCCGUCGCUGCCGUCUAUGGCGUUGAAGAGGCCAAGACGACCGAGAAGCGUGGCAUCUAUGGUGGCCUCGGCUACGGAGGCUACGGAGGCUAUGGAGGCUAUGGAGGCUACGGCUUGAGCUCCGGAUACUACGGUGGUCUCGGUGGAUAUCAUGGUUUGGGAGGAUAUCAUGGCGGAUACUACGGUGGUUACCCACUUGGAGGUUAUGGAGGCUAUGGCGGCCAUGGAUACUAUGGUGGUUUGGGACACGGAUACCCUGGAUAUGGUUUCGGAUACGGGGGACUGCACUAAGGCGUAUCUGUGGCAAGGCUUUCAAUUUAAGGCUGUUCCUUAUCUCCCACCCAUUGUACUAUGAGGCGAAGACUUUCAGAAAUCUAAUGAGAAAUGUGUGUUUUGGUUUGACCACGAUUUACUACUACUUUGGACGAUACGAUUUACAACCACUUUUCUUUAUUUAAUGUAUUAUAUACUCAAUUGAAACGGUACACUGUCAGUGUUUAAGAGUUUCGAAAUUGCUGUGCAUAAAGAAUUUCAGACGAUUCAAC